Patella vulgata (common limpet) is the source of this 3439-nucleotide messenger RNA. RefSeq names its product valacyclovir hydrolase. The record is from RefSeq and is a predicted model, not a curated record. The annotation marks the transcript as partial. Lineage: Eukaryota; Metazoa; Mollusca; Gastropoda; Patellidae. The transcript is spliced from 7 exons.
UUGGAUAUAGCUUUGUCAUGGGAAUGUGGUUUAGAAUCACAGAGAGUUCAAGUAAAUGGUGCAAGAAUACAUUAUGUGAAGUCUGGUGUGGGUAAUCAUGUGUUAUUAUUGUUGCCAGGAGCACUCGGUUCGUCUAAAACCGAUUUUGAACCUCAGUUAACUGGUUUCAAUAAAGAGAAGUUUUCUCUGAUAUCAUUUGAUCCACGGGGUUAUGGUCAAAGUGUUCCACCAGAAAGAGACUGGCCAUUAGAUUACUUUAGAAGAGAUGCUGAUGAUGCUGUGGGAUUAAUGAAGAGAUUAUCCUAUAAGAAGUUCUCUGUUCUGGGUUGGAGUGAUGGUGGUAUAACGGGAUUAAUAUUGGCGGCUCAGUAUCCAGAAUUGGUUCAUCGCCUGGUUGUGUGGGGAUCAAAUGCAUAUGUGGCACCUACUGAUGUGGAUUUAUUUAAAGGGUUGUCGAAUAUUGAUACAUGGAGUGCCAGAAUGCGUGAACCAUUUAUCAAGGUUUAUGGUGAAAAAUAUUUUAGAACUCAGUGGAAGAAUUGGAUUGAGGCAUAUUGCAGAUAUUAUUAUGAGAGAGAUGGUGACAUCUGUAAAGACGAUUUAAAGAAUAUUAAAUGUCCAACUUUUAUCAUACAUGGUAAAAAAGAUCCUCUUGUUAUUGAGGAACAUCCAAAUUACUUACAUGAAAAUAUUAGCAAUUCAAGAUUACAUGUCAUUCCAGAAGGAAAACACAACCUACACCUAAGAUAUGCCAAGGAAUUUAAUCAACUGGUUCAAUCGUUUUUAGACGAAACAUGAUUCUGCUUAAAAUAGUGCAUCGGGACUUUGAUUGUUGAUGAUGAGAAUAAAGAUUGUAAUAUAUUGUGCUUCAGAUUUUCUUUUCAGUUUCUGUGUAAGACAUUUAAUAAUACAACAUGAUUGUAGAUCUAGUAUGAUUUAAUUAUAUUUACUACAUGUAGUAUUACAAUAAUGAAGUAUUUACAUAAUGUUUAAUUUAAUGGAAAUACUAUUUUAUGUUUUAAUAAUAGUGCCUUACAUGGAUGAUUGUAUAUAUUAUGUUAAUCCAUGAUUAUUAUCCAAAUAAACAAGGUUUAAUUAUUAAACUAAUGUUAUGUUCUUACCUGAUGUCAACAGAAUUUCAAUAAAACCUGUUAAUUAAUAAUGAAUGCAAUAUUCAAGAGCGAAAUCUGUCUAUUGCAGGUCUUUCUUUAGGCCUUAAAAGUUAUAUACAUUAUUAAUUAGACAUUUAUUAACAUGAUAAGGCCAUAAAAAAAAACUCUUGAUGCCAUCGGAUGGCUCGGAUUCCAAGUAGAUGUAGAUUAGAAAGGUUCGGCCAUUUAAUGAUUUAAUUUAUAAAUGGAGAAGCAAGGCUAAGUCUCGAACAACUAACAAUCAAUGCACACAUUUUGUCAAAACUACAAACAUUGAUAGCUUCGCUCAGAAUAAAGUAAUUUGAACGAAAUUUUCAAUACAUUCAUUCAUUUUUGAACUAUUAUAACAAGAACAGCUAGACAUUCAUUUGUAAAUAGUACCUGUAUAAUAUUUUGUACUAAUAUAGCAAUGUAUGUUUCCAUAUGCAUGUAGAGCUUUUUCCCCUGGAAAUUUUGAUAUUCUUGCAGUACACAAUACAUGUAUACAUUGCUCUUAUGGUUGUGAGUAUUGCCAGAUGUUUACAGCGAUGAUAAUAUUGUGCCAUUUUAAAUGAUUAGUUGACACUUUUGUAAAGACAAGAUUGGAAAUGUUUCUUUGUUAUGGCCUUCAUAAGUAUUUGGGACUUGAUGUAAAAGCAUAAGGAAAAAUAAAUAUUUUAAAGAUUUUAUUUGAUUAAAUUUAAUCAACUGUAGAUUUGAGGAUAUAAUCUUUUUGCAGUACUAAAAGAGUUAGUGCCCCUUAAAAUAUAUCAAUCUUUUCUCAACAAAUUCACAACAAAAAUCAUUCAGUUUUUAUACGCCCACAUUUUCAUGUGGACGUAUUAUGCCGUCGCCCCUGUCUGCCCAGACAUGCUUCCAUAAUUUGUUUGUGGACACUCUAGAUGUCACAAUUUUUUUGUCCGAUUUUGAUGAAACUUGAAAUGUUGGGCCUAUGUUUAUAAUCCAAAGAUUGUGCCUUCUUUUGAUAUUUGUGCAUAUCGGACUGUAACUUCCUGGAUUAUGGUCCCUGUUUUUAUGAAAAUCGUGUUUUUAGCCUGUGGAACGUCUAGAGGUCACGAUUUUUAUCCAAUUUUUAAAAAUGUUUAAAUUUAUCACCGUUACACUCUAAUGACACCCUAAUGACGGUUGAUUUCAAAUUUUGUUAAAAUCAAGACCAAAACUGCCUGACAAAAUGGCGGCUCCUUGUACGCAAAUAGUGUAAAAGUAUGUCAUACCAAGGUUGUGGACCCUAUAGGAGUCAUAAUUGUUAUCAGAUUUUGAUGCAACUUAAAAUAUAUGUUUAUGCCCAAAAUGUGGGCUUAGCUUGCCUGGCAACCGCUGGUAUUUAAAAGUCAUAACAAAAAAAAAAAUUCUAUUUGUAAAAUUUUAAGCAAUCACAGAAGGUACACCUUCAAAAGCUAAUGCAUUUAUCAAUUGAUGUUGAUCUAUAAACUUCACAUUAGUGUACAAAAUUUAUUCCCUCAUAAAACUUACUAUUUCACAGUUUAUUUCACCUUUAUUCUGAGUCUAUAUAAUACCAAUCUUUUAGAAUAGCUAACUGUUCAAUUUGUUUAUCAUUUAACUCAUCACAGUCUUGUAGAUAUUGUAAAAUCGUCAAAAAAGUUGACUUGUGUAAAGCUAUUGAUGCUGCCUUUGCUUUCAUCAUUUCCUCAAAAACUUCAUUAACUUCACCAUUUUCACCUAAAAAUAUAUGUACAAUGUUCUAAGUUGCAAAAUACUAGUAAUUGUUCCACUGAUAACGCUCAGUACUAUCGACUUGGCAGGCUAUAUCCCUUAAUUUUAUUUGAAUAUAUACAUGUAUGGACAUCAAAAACAAAACCUUUUCAUAUAUUCUUAUUUCAAUAACAGUUAUAUCACUUUUAAGUGUAUUUAUAUAACAGCAUUAGACUAUCUUACAGGUAGGAAUGUAAUCUGUUAACUUACAUAAACUUUGUAUAUAUGACUGUAAGAUUAAUGUCCUCAGUUUUGUUUUAAUUGGCAGAUCGGCACUUAAAAUAUUUUUAAACACCACAACUUUAUUGAAAUCCACAUUAUUUUUCUUGGAUACAAUAUCAUUGAUCAUCAAUGGGAUAAACUGUUGAAUAUUUUCCUGUGAUCCUAAUAAUUCAUUGGCUUUAUCGAAAUGUUCCGUCAACAGAAAACUUUUCCACAAGGCUGCUCCAGGUUCCAGAACAGCUGGAUCCAUUUCACGACAAUCUUCCACAAACUCUUCUAUCACAUUUAUUUUGUGUGGAAAUUGUUUAAUAACCAUAACAGCCAGUAGAGUGAAUAAAGUAUCUACACUUUGA